Messenger RNA from Paramecium sonneborni, 346 nucleotides. The record is from the annotation of a GenBank genome assembly. NCBI's taxonomy places the organism in Eukaryota, Ciliophora, Oligohymenophorea, Peniculida, Parameciidae.
AUUAUUUUCAUAAGUAAAUAUGGCAAUAUUAUUUGAAAUACUAUUAUUGAUUGGAUUUGCUGGAGCAAGUUUUUAUAUUGGAUAUAGAUAUUCCAUUGAUUUUCAACCAAAAGUUGAUGCACCCUAUAAUCCAAUAGAUGAUAUAGAAUCAUCAAAAGGAAGAACAGGAACAAUAACUAAAUCUUAGUAUUAGGCAAGAUAAAAAGAACUUGAUAAAGUAUUAUAACAGAUAGAGGAAGCUAAAUAAAAAGAGAAAAAGAAAUUAGUUGAAAUAGAUUUACUCAGAGCUAAAUCAAAGGAUAAAGUACUUUCAGAUUAAGAUUUUAAUAAUUUGUUAGAUGAAUGA